Emiliania huxleyi CCMP1516 is the source of this 666-nucleotide messenger RNA. RefSeq lists its product as hypothetical. The record is from RefSeq and is a predicted model, not a curated record. The transcript has a single exon. NCBI's taxonomy places the organism in Eukaryota, Haptophyta, Isochrysidales, Noelaerhabdaceae. The annotation marks the transcript as partial.
AUGUCGCUCUUGGCCUUGCUCUCGCGGGCUUAUCUUCCUCCGCGGCCAUUGUCCAUUCCCACACGCGCCGCUGCGCCGAGGCUCUGCACCGACGGCGGCGAUGUGAAGGGCGAGGAGGACUGGCGCGACGUGCGGGCGCGGCUUGUGGCGAUGGAGCAGCUCGAGCAGGCUGAUCCCGACGCUCCGCCUGGCCUCAGCUCGCCCGUCGUCAGCGGUGCCCCCGUCUACGAGACGCCGCUCAUCGAACGGGGUUCGGUGAUCCUCGGCGGCACGCAGCAGGAGUUCGGCUUCGCGCUGCGACAGCAGUACUUUCACAAGUCGGUCAUGCUUCUUCUGCAGCACGACGACGCCUUCACUCGCGGCAUCAUACUGAAUCGGCCGUCGGCGAUGGAGCUCGACGGCUGGCGCGUGUGGUUCGGGGGCGACGUGGCGGAGGGCGGACUCUUCCACGGGAAUGGACGGGCUGGAGGGACGCGCGAGAUCGUCUGCUUGCACUCGCUUACGAGCGACGCUGCGACGCGGCUGUCGAUGCCGGUGAUCAGAGGGGUGCAGUACACGACGCUCGAGGGAGCGCAGGCGCUGGUCGCCUCGGGCGAGGCGGAGAGGUCUUCCUUUUGGCUCUUCGUGGGCUACGCGGGCUGGGCGCCCAAGCAGCUCCAGGGCGAA